GCGGGGCCUGGGGGCGUCCGGCUGAGGCCUGGGGCACAGGGUGGUGGGCGGGUCCGCGCAGCAACUCUGCGAGAAUUUUGCUUUCGCUUUGGCCCUGGCUGGGGGCGGCGGGGCCGUCCCAGAGCGACUGCGGUCAGGCACCCCGGGAGUUUAUUGGAAAGCGCCGCGAGUUCCGCGGGCCGGCCGGACUCCACGUGUCACGGAGAAACUGAUGUAGAGAGAGAAAAAAAUAAGGGACCAGAGUCCUGGUCUCUUGGGAAAGUCCUGCCGCGCCUCGGGCAAUUAUAAAAAUGUGGCUGGCCGGGUCAGCCUCCCAGACACCGCCCUCACCUGCUGUGGCCACAGGUCCGCAUCCAGCCGCCCGCUCCGUGUCCGCGCAGUGCCGGCUCAGCAUGUGUCCCCCGCGCAGCCUCCUGCUCGUGGCCUCCCUAGUCCUCCUGGACCACCUCAGCUUGGCCAGGAGCCUCCCCAGGACCACGCCAGGCCCAGAAAUGUUCCAGUUCCUUCAGCAUUCCCAAAACCUGCUGGGAGCUGUCAGCACCAUGCUGCAGAAGGCCAACCAAACCCUAGAAUUUUACUCCUGCACUUCUGAAGAGAUUGAUCAUGAAGAUAUCACAAAAGAUAAAACCAACACAGUGUGGGCCUGUUUACCACUAGAAUUAACCAAGAAUGAGAGUUGCCUGGCUUCCAGAGAGACCUCUUUCAUAAGUAGUGGGAGUUCCCUGACCUCCAGAGAGCCCUCUUUCAUGAAGACCCAGUGCCUUAGCAGUAUCUAUGAGGACUUGAAGAUGUACCAGGUGGAGUUCAAGGCCAUGAAUGCAAAGCUUUUGAUGGAUCCUAAGAGGCAGAUCUCUCUAGAUCAAAACAUGCUGGCAGUUAUUGAUGACCUCAUGCAGAUGUCUCAGAAACACACUCCUAGACCGCAGCUUCAAGAGACCCAAGCAAUCAUCCGUCUGCUGGUUUCUAAGAGGCCCUGCCAGGAGCAGGUCAGGGCCCAGCAGGGUCCUCAAUACCCCCUGAGAAGCACUUUCCCCUCAGUGACCCCCACAGGAACAGCUCCACUUUUCAGUGCUUUAAGAAUGCUGGUUUCAGGUAAGAUUUCUCUCCAUGGCUCAGGAAAAAUUUAAAACUCACUGAACUACUCCAAGUACUUUCCUAUAAUUGUUUUGAUAAGCAACAGAAUGAUCUUUUAGUUUUCCAAGCUUGAUCGAAAAGAAAAUACUACCAUAAAUUCUUAGAGCAUCUUCCCUUCUGGAAAUAAAAAUCAUGCCAGGGGUUACAACAAACAAUAAUGGAUUUCUGUAACAUAAAAGUGACUGACUAACCUGAGGAUUCCUACCAAGGAAUUUAUAUCAGGAUUGGAAUAAGUUAGAUCUAAAUCCACAGUGGGCUCCAGGGUGGACUUGGAGGUCCCAGCUAAGCAGCAGGGGAACCUUGGAACUCAGAGCCCAGAACUCAACCCCAGAGCCUGAAUGUUAGCAUCAGCACUUGCAGAGCCAUCAUCAGUAGUUCUCAUACCCUGGGCACGUGGGAAGAGAGGCCUGCAACUGUCUUCUGAAAAACCAGGACCCCAGCAGUGAAUCCUGUUACCCAGCCAGGAUGAAGCCCUUCAGCAGGCAGUGUGCAGCUUCACCCGGGGGAGGACUUCCAGAAAAUGGGAAAUGGGUUAGGCCAACUGUUGGAAACCACCAUUGUCAUGGGAACACAUCUGAAAAACUGUGAUGGGCUCUUUAGAGAAUGGAGUGAAAUGUACUUCCACAUAAAAAAGCAGAGGAAGAAACUUUUCCCCUAAAGCAAUACAACAAAAUUACCUAAUGAGCCCUGUGAUGUACAGAAAAAUCCUGAAGAGAGAGAUGCACAGGUGAGGGACUCACAUGAAUCCACCUGUUUUAAAUAAAAACACACCUUCCCACCCCCGGAGGGGAGGAAAGGGUAAUCCUUCCUGUGGUGAAAGGCCUAGGAGGACAUGCAUGUUGUCCUAAACCUGUGCAAGCACCUGGUGAACUAGUUUACCCCGGUUUAUAGUCACUCAGCCUUAAUCCAAGAACCAGAGGGCUGAGAUCAAAACCAGCUGUUACCCAGAGACCCAAGGGGACAACAAUCAAGUAACAGGAUGCUUUACAAAAUAACGUGCAAGUGAAUAUGAACACAGAGAAGACACACGAGCACUGUGACAGGCAGGUUUAUUUUUCUUCCCUUCAUCCAUAAUUUAUGGUUCCUUCAAAUAGAUCAAACAAAACAUAUCCAAAUUGUUAAUCACCACUGGCAUGAUGCUGGGAUCAUAACAAUAUUUACAAGGACACCACAAUACAUUUCACCAACGAACAAGAGCCAAUGUGGCCCAUUAUUCCCUGUGGCAACGCUUCCUUAAGAAGAAAAGGAAGUUUUUCCUUGGUUCUGCUAAAGCCAUUUCUGAGCCUUAGUAGCAUCCUCACCCCACCCCCUCCAGGAAAGUAAAUGAUGCCAGGGUGAAAGUCAAGAAAGUAGUGUUUGGCCAGUUGAACUUCUCCAUUGAGGUGAGACACGUUUGAGCCUGCACGCCAUCACUGCAUGGUGGGAGAGAAUUACAUUCCUUUCCAAUCUUGAGGCCUCUGUAUCCGAGCAGUGGAGGGCAGGAACCUCACUAGCCCUCCUGGAAGAGCAGCCCCAGGGAGUUCAGAAAGCUCCCCCACCACGCCUGAGAAGCACCCAGAGAGAUCAGGACACGUUCACUUUUGAUAUGACCUUUUGCAAUAAUUAUGUUCGUUUGAAUGCUUUA
Microcebus murinus (gray mouse lemur) is the source of this 2758-nucleotide messenger RNA. RefSeq names its product interleukin 12A (gene IL12A). The record is from RefSeq and is a predicted model, not a curated record. Gene Ontology annotation, cellular component: extracellular region. Gene Ontology annotation, biological process: immune response. Lineage: Eukaryota; Metazoa; Chordata; Mammalia; Primates; Cheirogaleidae. Gene Ontology annotation, molecular function: growth factor activity; interleukin-12 receptor binding.